CAGCAGGUUUUCUACAAAAAUAGUUCUUAUCGAAAUUUUAUUAUUAUGAUAUUAGUUUAAUAGUGAUCAAAUAGCAUAGAAAGAUAGAGCGAAAGACGCUCUAUCUAUUCUUAAAAAAGAAAAUUUUUUCAAGCUUUCUAUAAAAAAGAACCUUCGCCACUACUUUUGGAUCAUCCUAAGUACAUUAAAAAAGAAUUCUAUUCAAUGCUUCCCAGUCGUGUUGCUCUUGAACAAAAUUUAUAUUGAAUUACUAAUACUCUUCAUGAAUCGAAUCCGAAUUCUUACGAUUGGGAAGAAUGGGAAGUUCUCUUUAAUAUACAUCUUGAAGUUGAAACAAUCACUGAGGAUUCGAAGAAAUGAAAUUCACUUAUAACUGUUCUUGGUGUACAACCAUUCAAGACUUUAAUUUCUAUUUGCGAAUCAAAGAAACCAACUGAAUGUACUUAUAAAGAGUUAAUUGAAAAGCUUCGAUCAAAUUAUACACGUUUUACAUUUCCAUCAACUGAACAUUUUGCAAAUGAAUUGCAUGAUAAAUCAGCAAAAUGUAAAUUUUCUUCAAAUUUUUAUGAAGAAGCAUUAAUAACUGCAUUUGUUGAUGGUUUACAAAAUGAUCAUGUAGGCAAACAUUUAAUGCAGCGAAGUUUACAAAAUUUUGAAGAAAUUAUCAACACAGCUAAAACAAUUGAAUCAAUUUUAAUUGAAGGUUCAACGAUUAAAAGCACCUCAUCAGAAGAUCUUAAUCUUAAUAAAAUUAUUCAACAUCGUAAACAAUAUACAAAUCAUCAAAAAUUAACCAGCAGAGCAGAAAUCAGAUAUCU
Molecule: messenger RNA, 818 nt
Organism: Rotaria sp. Silwood2
Lineage: Eukaryota; Metazoa; Rotifera; Eurotatoria; Philodinida; Philodinidae
Source: the annotation of a GenBank genome assembly